Molecule: messenger RNA, 1831 nt
Organism: Hydra vulgaris (swiftwater hydra)
Lineage: Eukaryota; Metazoa; Cnidaria; Hydrozoa; Anthoathecata; Hydridae
Source: RefSeq, a predicted model, not a curated record
UUUUUCGGCAUAAUCAACGGGAGUAAGACGUGUUUUAAGUAAAUAAAAAAGCAAUGGAAAUCACAAUGAAAAACAUUGAAAUACUAAUAUCAAAUAAGUUAGAUGAACAUAGGAAAAGUAUUUUAAAGGAAACAGAAAAGCUACUCAAGAAACAAGAGAAAACUUUUACUUUAAUUGUAAGUGGCAACCUUAAAAUCAUAUCAGAUAAACUUAACGUGAUGGAGAAAGAAAUUUUAGAAAACAAAUCAAAAAUUAAAAAUAUAGAAAAGGAUCUAAACGACGUUAAAGAUAGUCUAAAUUUCCAAGAAGAAAAAACUUUAGAAAAACUUAAAAAAAUUAUAAAAUACUUCGACAAUGAAAUCAACGUAUUGUAUACAAGAACAACAGAUUUGGAAAAUCGAUCACGUCGAAAUAAUCUCAGAAUAGAUGGAUUAGUAGAAAAACCAGGAGAAAGUUGGAGCGAGUGUGAAAUUGCAGUGAAAGAAAUCUUUAAUAAAAAUCUUAAAAUAUCAAGCGAAGUGGUUAUUGAAAGAGCCCAUCGAAUUGGCCCAAUUAAUAAUAAAAAACCUAGAACAAUAGUAUUAAAACUCUUAAAUUUCCAGGAUAAAAACAAAAUCCUAAAUGCUGUAAAAAAUCUUAAAGGAACUGGUGUGUAUAUUAACGAGGACUUUUCGCAAGAAACGAUUGAACAACGAAGGAAACUUUGGGAAGAGGUGAAACGACUUCGAAGUGAAGCAUAAUGAAUAACGAAACAAUAGAUUUUGAAACGCUGCACUUUAAUGUCUUCGAAACCGCAAAUAAUGUUAUACUCAACGAUUUGAAUGACGCAGAUGCGCAGAUUUUUCGCGGAAUAAAUUUUGGUUCUCAAUAUUUUGAAACAGAAACUUUUAAAACUGAACUUACAACUUUAAGGAAUAAAUUCACUGCAUUACACAUAAAUAUAAGAAGCAUAAAUAACAACAUUGAUAAGCUUUAGCAAUUUCUAACCGAAUGCAAUUAUUUAUUCAGUAUGAUUUGUUUAACCGAGACAUGGUGUUCUGACGAAUCGUCCAGAAUAAAUUCAAACUUAGAAAUUCCUAAUUACAAAUUAAUAUCUUCUGAAAGAAAAACUAACAAAAGGGGAGGGGGAAUUAUUAACUAUAUUCGAACUGAUCAAGCCACCAAAUAUAGACAUGAUCUUUCUACCUCAGAUGCCGAUAGUGAGGUCUUUACAAUUGAGAUAACAACAAAUAACAAAUCAAAAAACAUAUUAGUCUCCACAUGUUAUAGACCACCUGAUGGUGAUAUAACAAAAUUUUCUAAUCAUUUAAAACAAAUUUUUUAUAAAAAUAACAAUGAACAAAAAAAACUAUUUUGUAUUGGAGACAUUAACAUUGAUUGCUUACAAUACGAUAAACAUGCCAAAACUAAAUUUUUUUUUUUUGACGAAAUGCUCCAACAUUACAUCUUCCUAAUUAUUAAUAAGCCGGCUCGGGUAACUCAAUCAUCAGUAACGUCAAUAGACAAUAUAUUAACAAAUACAGUUCUUGAUGUUACUUUAAAAGCAGGUAUUAUAAAAACAGAUAUAUCGGAUCAUUUUCCGAUUUUCUUUUCUCUGUCACACGAUACAAAAACUACUAACGACUGUAAAAUUGAAAUUCAUAAAAGGAAAAUUAACAAAUAUGCUAUUCAACAAUUUAAAGAAUCACUAUCGGCAAUAAACUGGGAUAAAGUAUACCAAGAAUGUAACCUUGGACGCACCAACUCUGCUUACACUAAUUUUGAAAACAUUUUCUUAAAAAAUUAUAAUAAAUAUUUCCCAAUAAAAGUAAUGCUAGUAAAAGAAAAACAU